GUUGCUAAGGGCCCUGCGCCUGGGCCAACAAAAUGGGCCCUUAGCAACGGGGGAGAAGGAUGCUUCCAAGCGGGGAAAAGGCCUCCGGGGAAGGCGCCAUGGCCAGGCAGAGCCCCGAGCCGGCGAUGUUCAGGCACAGGCCGGCCUCGGAGCUGACUCAGGAUAUUUCCCAUUUGUUAACCAGCGUCUUUAAGAGCAUGUAUACCUCAGAGGCAAUAGGAGUGGAGACGGUGGAAAAUAUGAUCAAGUCCCGCGGAGGAAACAACGUCCAUCAUGAGGAGUUUGUGAAAGAGCUGCAAAAGGUCAGGAAUGAAUAUAAUGACCGAUUAGCAGAAGCAGAUAUGUUAGAAAGGCACAUCAUCCAAGCAAGGGCACGGGCCACAGCAGAAGAGGAAAGAAUCUUGAAUCAGUAUAAAGCACAAGUUCCAGAAGAUUACCGUCACAUUGCAUUGCCGCCGGUGAAGUCUACAUUCAGAUGGUGCGUGGAUGAUGAACUUCUAAAGAAACAUAAUUUAAUCAGCCCUAAAGAUUACAUCACGGACCCAGCGCUUAUUACCCGAGCACCUAAAGAAGUAUCUGAGCCUGGCUAUUUGAAAGAAAUCCAGAGUUUUAAACACCAUGUUUCUGACAAUUCAAAUUCUUCCAAAUGGAGAGAAAGUUCCCACAUUAGGAAACUACAAGAGAGUCUACCAGAUGUAUCUUUAUCCAGUUUAACCAUGGAGUCUUCAACUAGUGAUGUUCCAGAUCAAAUUAAAAAAUCAUUCUUUAAGAAGAAAUCUAGCCCCUCCCGGAAGCCAGUUUGGAAGAACAACAUGUCCAGAGCUGAAAGGCAAAAAGACCGUGCCUACCUCCAGAGACUCGAGGAACGCCAUAACUUCCUGAAAAACCCACGUUUUUUCCCACCUAACUCCGUUUGUGGCGGCAAGUCCUUGAUUUUGCCUCAAAAGAGGGUGGAGCAUAUGGUAGCAGGAAGAAAAAAGACUGUGGUUGAAAGCAGUUCCGAGUCCGUGCCUAUCUUCCUAGCAAACCCGCCAGCUGUUGUGUUUUCUUAUUAUGAAGUUGGCCAGGUUUAUGAGAUGACUGUAGAAUUACAGAAUAUGACUUCAACUUCUCAGUGUGUCAGAAUAAUUCCCCCAGCUACAUCAGCCUUUUCUAUUGGGUUGGGAAAAUUUCCAGGUGAAGGAGGCCUUGUUGCUCCUGGAAUGAGUUGUCACUAUGUAGUCCAGUUUAUUCCUGAAUACCUAUCAGAUUAUGAUGAUUACAUACUAGUGGAGUCACAGGCAACAUAUCCGCUCCUGGUCCCUUUGAAAGGCAGAAGGCCACCUCCUAUUUUAACAUUGCCUCUCACCUUAGACUGCGGAGCCUGCCUUGUGGGAGGUGUAAAGUUUAUAGAGUUUCCUUGCAAAAAUGAAGGUUCUAGCAUUGGGAAGUUUUGCAUAAUGCCAAAGAAUAUAUGGCCACCCCCUAACUUCCGAGCUGUUGCCACCUUUGGCUAUGUGGAACAUGACGUAUUUGGGAUUCGACCAGCAGUUUUUGAGCUAGCUCCUGAUCAGUCCACAGUAAUUGAGGUCGUGUUCAUGCCCCUUUUACCUGAAGUUGUUUCAGUGACGUACCUCAUUGUUUGUGACAAUUGUCAGAUCAGCGAGAUUACUGUAACAGGUCUUGGGCAGCUGAUAGCCUUGAAACUUCUAUCUGUCACAGGUGGAGAAAGCAGUCCCCUACUUGGUGAGCUUACAGAUGUGACAGCACAACAUCUCAUACGUUUUGAUUCUGUGAACCCCUACUCUGUGGCAGAGAAAACUCUGGUUCUAAGAAAUAUUACCCACGUGGAGCUUUCCUUUUUCUGGCAGAUAAUGAAACCUAAUCUGCAGCCUUUAAUGUUGGAAGGAACGGUGGAUCUUACAAAGAUAAAAUACAACCUAGAAAAAGAGUCAGCUUUCUCUAUAACUCCUUCCAUGGGAAGGCUCGAUGCACAUUCUGACCACUCAUUUACGCUCACAUAUGCUCCAAAAAAGCUGAAGGAGUAUCACAGUGUGCUUCAAAUUGUGCUAGAGGAUAUACCAGAACUACCUAACUCUCAAAAACCAUGGCUGUAUGAUACUAGAGAAGUCCGACAAGAGGAUGUUAUCGCCCUGGAAAUAGAUGUUAAAGGAUGUACAGAACCAUUUCAGCUCCUUUUAGAACCAUAUGCCAUUAUCAUCCCAGGAGAAAACUAUAUUGGCGUAAAUAUUAGAAGAACAUUGAAGAUGUACAAUAAUAGCAAAUCCCCAGUCACAUUUGUCUGGGGGAAAAUCAGUGAUUGUGACAUAGUGGAAGUUGAACCUUAUACUGGAGAGUUAGGAGAAAACGAAUUCUGUGAGUUUGAGUUUGUUAUUACUGGAGGCAAACCUGGACAUUCCUGUCAUAAACUGGAGUGUAAGAUCAUGAACUCUGCAGAGCCAGUGGUGUUGCAUGUGGAAGCUGAUUUUAAGGGUCCUCUCCUUUCCAUUGAUGUGCCAUCACUUGACUUGGGCCUUCUUAAGCUGGGGGAAAAAGUGUCAUGCACUUUGGAGAUAGGAAACCUAAGUCAACUGCAAGGGAGAUGGAAAAUGCAGGAAAGUCCUGCUUGCAUAGCUGACAGGGGUGAAGAGGCCUCUCCUUUUACUAUUAAGCCUUCUAGUGGAGAAUUGGGUCCUCUAGGCACAUGCAGUGUAUCUGUUUUAUUUACCUCAUAUAUGUGUCAGUUUCUCCAGACAGUGUUAGAGAUGGAAGUGGAAAAUGGAACUGGAAGCCAUAUCCCAGUCUCUGUGCAAGUUCAGACUCCUCAUGUGUGCCUACUGUCAAGUCGUUUGCAUUUUGAUCUUUCUAUUGGAAUUCCUGCAGAAGCAACUGUCCGGCUUUUUAACCAGACACUGCUCCCAACCCGCUUUCAAUGGGGAGAGCUCCUUGGAAGACAGGCUUUUUCCUGUGUAGCGGUUAGCAUCUCUCCAGAAAGUGGCAUUUUAGGUCCAAAUGAGGAGAAGGAAUUGCGUGUGGUGAUAAUGACUAGUACUAAGGAAAAGCUGAGUGACCUUACCUUGUGCUGUAGCAUUGAAGACAUGUUGGAUCCAAUCUUUUUGGCUAUUUCUGGUGAAGUAAAGGGGUUGCAUGUCACAUAUUCUAUACCCUUUGAAAGUGAUGAGCAACAAAAAUCAGAGGAUUCUCAAGAACUACAAUUAGACUUCGGUUCUGAAGUGACAUUGAAGAGUAUCCUAAAACGUCAUCUGAUUAUUACCAAUCAUUCUGAAUUAGCUGCUCUAUUCACAAUAGAGGUUGACUAUUUUAGCAGCUGCCCACUAUCUUCAGAUGAACAUGGUUCAAAUGUUGAUAUGGCCAUAGAAAAAACAAGACGAAUAACCCAACAGCUUGCAAAGAGAAAACAAUCAGCUUUUAGAGCUGCCAUGUUGUCUCAUGGGAAAGGAGCAACUUUCCAUGUACACCCUUCUUCAGGAACUCUGAAGGCCUUUGAAGAGCUUUCUGUAGAAAUAACAGCCUAUAACAACAUGUGGGGACAUUACGAGGAUACUCUCAUCUGUAAAGUAGGAGAAUCGGAGCCUGUGUUGAUUCCCAUCCAAAUGACUGUGAAAGGCUGUCCAAUCUACUUGCAGAUGACAGGACCAAACCAUCCAAUGCCGACUCCCAUAAUCAGGUUUGGGGCCCACAUCUCUGGAGGAGACACAGUCUCUCGUCAUCUUCGUCUUAAUAAUCCCACUCCCUUUGACAUUCGGAUGGAUUGGGAAACCUAUAACCAGGAUAAAGAUGAUGACAAAUUGGUGGACCUCUUAGUAUUUUAUGGUGCUCCUUUCCCAAUUAAAGACAUAGAUGGCAAUGAGAUUGAAAUCCUCUGGGAGUCUGAAAUAUCCCAGGAUAAAACCUGUCACACCUCAGCUUCCACAUCAUUUGCAUCUACCAGGGAAAAUGCAAGUCUGGAAUCAGUUUCUGAGAACGAUGAAGGAAGUGAUGAUACAUCAUUACAGCAAUCCACCCCAAAGCAAAUAAUUUCUGUGGUCAUCAGAGCUCAUGAGGGUGUGCCUUCAGACUAUCCAUUCUGCAUAACUCCCAAGCAAGUUGUUAUUCCUGCUGGUGGUUCUGCUGCUAUCCACGUUUCUUUCACUCCACUUAUGCUGCCUGAGAUCAUUAAUAAAUUUGAAUGUGAAGGCUUCGCCCUUGGCUUCAUGAGUUUGGACAACACGGUGGCUAAGGAGAUCCCUGGGAAAGUGACUCGUGGGGAUGGAUACACUGUGCCACCUCUGAGAAUUGAUCUGCAAGCCUUUGUCAAGCCUGCUUUGUUAACUGUUGAAAUGGAUCACGAGAGGGGCUUGGAGUUUUAUGCACUGGCUUGUGGUCUGAUUCCAGCUAAUCCCCUUAAGGGUGUUUUGACAGAUUCAGCCACCACUGUCAAUGUGAAGCUCACCAACAAUACUGAGACACCUUUGUCCUUCAAGCUCAUUUUAACAACGCCCUUCUCUGUGUCUGGAGUUGACCCCAAAAAGAGAAUAAAAACAUCUCACAGUGACAAAGAUGACAGAGGGAACCACCUUCUCCUUUGUGCACUAGAAAAUAUGCUGGUUAAGGUAUCCUUCCACACAACCCUGGAAUUACUAACUUACCAACAUCUUCCAGAAGACCAGAUGCUCCCUGGACUUCAAGUGCUCCACCAUGAAAAUGGAGACAAAAUACUAGAGUUUCAGCAAGAUCUAGUCAUCGAAUACAGCAACAAAGCAACCCAGGUGUUGCCCAUGAUAGCCUACCUGACUGUCCCAGUGCUUGAACUCUCUUGUGAUACAAUUGAGUUUGGAACUUGCCUUGCAAACCAAACAAGGACUGAAUCUGUUCUUGUGAUGAAUAAGAGUGGAUGCAGGAGCUAUUGGACUGCAUUGUUGAAUGAACAAGAGCGGCACAGAGACCCUGAAGUAUUUUCCAUUGCCCCAAAUAAUGGCAUUCUUGAAGCACACGUAUGUAGCUUGCCUACCAAAGAGGUUCUGCUGGUCCACUUCACACCAAGGGAGGACAUAGAUUAUGAAACCAUUGUGACAAUUGUUGGAAUGCUGGGGGAGAAGCCCUGUCUGCUUUGUGUCCGAGGAAAAGGCUCUUAUGAUGAGAAAUAUGAAGAGAGGCACAAAACCUAACCACUCAGCCACUUUCAUAGCAGGCAAAGAAAAAGAUGCCAAUAAAUGUGGCUGUAAGUAUGCGCUGGCCUAUGAUCGUAAUAAAGAUGAGCUAGAAUUAGCUGUAAAUUCAUUUAGUUUUGUUUUUUCAUAAUAAGAUGUAAUAUUUUUGGUAUGCAUAGGCUUCAUGUCUGAAAUUAGAAACUUGUUUCUGUAGGUAACUGAGUAGCAAAACAACUGAACCUCCAGCUAACAGCAACUAUGGAGUGACUGUAACAAUUAUCUGCUUUAUCCACCAAUAUGGCUUUAAUGUGACUCUUCCCUCCCAAAAAACAGAAAUACGUAGUGUCAAACCAUCCAGCAGACAAGAAGCUCUUUUAUCAUGCCCACCUGUGUCAAUACAAGAUGCUGGGGACUUCAGUCUUCACUGCUCCCUUUGUGGGCCCCAGGCUUGUUCCUGAACUAGCACAUAAAGGAGACUUAGAACAGUUAUGUUCUACUUUACAUAUUCCAAAAUCUGGCCUGGUAACACGGGAAUAAUCACACUACUACUUUGUACACAGUUCAAGGCUUCUCUUUCAGCAAAGAAACAAGGAAUCCACAAGGGUUCUUUAUGCAUGCCCCACGUGUCCUGUUGAGUACAUGCUGAAGGCUGAGUAGAAAGUAAUAAAAAUACUCUGGCUUGGGCCCAGAGUACUUGGAGGACCGCCUCUCCCCAUACAAUCCGCCCCGCACUCUCAGGUCAGGUGGGAAAAAACUGUUGAGAGUUCCUAAGACGAGAUAUGUAGGGACUGCGCAAAGGGCUUUCUUUGCGGUGGCCCCGCAGUCUUGGAACUCUCUCCCUGAGGAGCUCCACUCGGCCCCCUCCCUGGAGUCAUUUAAGAAAAAUCUCAAGACUCACUUAUUCCGCCAAGCCUUCCCCCACAUGUCCUGAUUGUCAUCUUCUCCUGUGUAUUGCGUGUUGUUUAGAUUGUUAUUGAUUUUAACUGGUUUUAAUUGUUAGCUAUGAAUGAUGGAUUUUUAAUGAUGUAUUUUAUUAUAUGGUGCAAUAUGGGGGAUUUUCAUGGUUUAAUUUUUAUCUGUAAACUUUUUGUUUCGCACUGUAUUGUAUUUCAUUAUUAUCUUGUAAACCGCUGUGAUCGAAGGAAUGGCGAUAUAUAAAUAAAAUCUCAU
Molecule: messenger RNA, 6299 nt
Organism: Sceloporus undulatus (fence lizard)
Lineage: Eukaryota; Metazoa; Chordata; Lepidosauria; Squamata; Phrynosomatidae
Gene: DLEC1
Product: DLEC1 cilia and flagella associated protein
Exons: 38
Coding region: 60-5147 (1695 amino acids)
Biological process (GO): negative regulation of cell population proliferation
Source: RefSeq, a predicted model, not a curated record